Messenger RNA from Perca fluviatilis (European perch), 1074 nucleotides. It is a transcript of the gene naa38, whose product is annotated as N-alpha-acetyltransferase 38, NatC auxiliary subunit. The record is from RefSeq and is a predicted model, not a curated record. Gene Ontology annotation, molecular function: RNA binding. The transcript is spliced from 3 exons. Gene Ontology annotation, cellular component: NatC complex. Bases 88 to 426 code for a protein of 112 amino acids. NCBI's taxonomy places the organism in Eukaryota, Metazoa, Chordata, Actinopteri, Perciformes, Percidae.
AAAAAACACCGGAUAUCACGUUUCCGGUUUAGCUGGUCCGUCAGACAAAUUACUCCGUAAGCAAAUGUAGGACGAGAAAAGGGGGUAAUGGAAGCAAUGAUUGAGGAAAAUGGUCCUUCGACUCAUGAGCAGUGUGAAGUGUCCUCGGCGUCCCAGGCCCGGCAGAAACUAGAGGGGCUCCUGAACAAGAACAUGAGGAUCCGCAUGACAGACGGACGGACUCUGGUGGGGCUUUUUCUCUGCACGGACCGAGACUGCAACGUUAUCCUCGGAUCAGCUCAUGAGUUCCUCAAAUCCACAGACAUGUUCUCCCAGGGCGAACCCAGAGUCCUGGGCCUGGCCAUGAUCCCUGGUCACCACGUGGUGUCCAUUGAAGUGGAGGCAGACAGUCUGGAAGACACACAAGGAUUUGGAGAUAACCACUGAUGAAGCCCCUGCCUGUUUGGACAACACUCAGUGUACCUGUCUCUCAGUGAGCAAGCUGUAUGGCUGAGCUCAAACGAGAGUGGACAUCUUCGUUGGAGGAUUGUUUUCAGUCACUUCACCGCAACAGAUGCAGAUACACAACUCCUGUGUCAAUAUUCUGGAUUUAACCAUUCCCUCUAUGCUUGAAGAUGUGUCCAUUUGCAGCAGUAGCUGUACAAUACAGCAUGUAUGUAAAUUGCCUGAGUGUGCAAUGUGUGUAUGAGAAGGUGUGGGCAAACAGCAGCUACCUGGAUGUGUGUGAAAAAGGUAUUUCAGUGCAGUGUACAGUAAAUGUCUUUGUUUAAUUGUCAUUGACAAAAAUUGAUAGAAAGUUGAUGUGUUGGGUGCUACAUGCUUUUUAAGGGGAACUCUACCGAUUUUACACAUUAAAGUCUGUUUUACAGGUGUUGGGAAGUACUACAGCAUAUGUAGUAAAGGACUUUUGUGUCUCCAGAGGUCACAGCCCGUAGUUUCACUAUGGGCUGAAGGAAAUGAAAUAAAUCUGAGGGUCUGGAGUUAAAAAGAAAUAAAGUUACCAACAUUGUGGGAAAUGUAGGCGCUACAUUUAGACAAGAAAAAUUUAAUAAAAAAAGACUAUCUCUGCAUUGA